AUGACACAAAGAUUUCCAAACCCCACAGAUAUGUCUGGUAUGGCUGGAACAGUGGAGGAGAUAAAUGGCACAGAGGUGGACAGCGAGAGCUAUUUGAGGUUCAGCCCAACAUCUGUUUCUACAGGAGCAGCCGCUGCCACAUUUGGACAUACUGCAAAUGUAUAUGUUUACAUCUCGAUCUUCCUCAGCUUGCUGUUUUUUCUGCUCACCCUGCUGAUCAUUGCUGUCCACAGGCUGAAGAACAUCAUAUCCUCAAGUUCUUCAUACCCUGAAUGUAGCAGUGAGGCAGGAAGCUCUUUCACUAACAUGGAGAUCUGCAGCAUCUCCUCACAGAAAUCAACUGUGUCAUCACUGUCCUACUGA
Messenger RNA from Myxocyprinus asiaticus (Chinese sucker), 363 nucleotides. Its product is annotated as serine-rich and transmembrane domain-containing protein 1-like. NCBI's taxonomy places the organism in Eukaryota, Metazoa, Chordata, Actinopteri, Cypriniformes, Catostomidae. Gene Ontology annotation, cellular component: intracellular membrane-bounded organelle. The record is from RefSeq and is a predicted model, not a curated record. Bases 1 to 363 code for a protein of 120 amino acids. The transcript is spliced from 2 exons.